Molecule: messenger RNA, 1186 nt
Organism: Magallana angulata
Lineage: Eukaryota; Metazoa; Mollusca; Bivalvia; Ostreida; Ostreidae
Exons: 2
Coding region: 82-600 (172 amino acids)
Source: RefSeq, a predicted model, not a curated record
GUUAUGCAUCAAUGUUGGAAGUCAUUUUCUUUAUAUCUUUAUUUUUUGAAAAUUUAAUCACUAUUUUAUUUGUUUUUCCAGAUGAAAACGGUUGUAAUCUUUUUCAUUUUGCUGGCAAAGGUCAAUGCUCAAGUGAACUCAACCACCACAGAUCCUUUUGUGAGCAUCGAAUCGAGUGCCAGUACGACUGCACCGGUUAUAACAACUAGUGCACUAGUUGUUACCUCUAGUUCGCCGGUCGCUAUUACUAGUACACCGGUUACUACUUCUAGCACGCCUGUUUUACCUACUAGUAAUUCGGUCGUUAUCACUAGUGCACCAGUUGCUACCACUAGCGCACCAGUUGUUUCCUCUAGUGCGCCAGUUGUUCCCACUAGUACGUCAACAGCUUCCACUGAUGCACCUACUGUUUCGACAAGUACAUCUAUUGCUCCUACUAGUACCAUAGUUGUUACUGCAAGUACUGCAACCACCACUACAGGGAACAGUACUGCGCCGGAGGGUGGAGGAAAAGGCGGGGCCAGUGCUUUGUUGCUAAGCUACUACGUGUUUGUUCUGACUCUCAUUGGUACGCACACUAUGCUGUUGGUGGACUUCUGAUUUACUAGAUGUUGUUAUUUAUCGGAGCUUAUGUGAUAGGCCUAUGAUCUGUGAAGGGAGGCAAAAAUUUAAUGUAUUAGUUUGUGAUAUUAUCUAAAAUGUAAUCUCAUUUUAUAUAUCGAUCAUAUUUGAUCAUAAUGUCCAUUAUAUAAUUGAUUUCUUUCUGUUAUAAGUUUUAGAAAACUUUGUCAAUAUUUAUAAACAUUUGUGUUAAUUUAAUAUUUUGCCAUAAAUAAAGAGACGUUUGAUAAGUGAAAAUCUAAAUGAUAAGAAUUAAAAAAAAAUGUUCGAAUGCAUUUCGACAUAUAGUACUAUAACCUAAUACUUGUUGCAUGGUUGAUUUGCUACGGAAUCAGUGAAAAGAUUGACGAAAACCAUCAGGAGAUUCAUCGUAAUAAACAGGAAGAGGUAUGGGUUACGUUGCAAUUGGCACCCGAAUAUUACCAAAAGCAGCUAUGUGUGGAGACCGAAUGAUACGCAGUGUGAAAAUCGCCAUGGUGGAUACAACAAGUGUUAAGGUUUAAGGAGCUAAAGAAUCAAGAAACAGCUAACCAACAUCUCAAUUCAGAAAGCUACCACCCACCAG